AUGAGUAUCAGCCCUUCAUGCAGAGAUAUUGUCCUUGCAGGUCGGCAGGGUCUGUUGAUAAUUGAUCUGGAGGAUCCAUGGGUGCUGCCGCGUAUUCUUACGCAUUUAAGCAAAUGGGAAGUGGCAGAUGUUCAGUGGAGUCCCUAUGUGUCGCGUGAAUCUUGGGUUGCAUCCACAUCAAAUCAAAAGCUCCUGGUUUGGAAUUUGAACUACUCAGGAUCUCAUGCUAUCGAAAACGUCCUCCAUGCACAUUCGCGUGCAAUUUCGGAUAUCAAUUGGUCACCUCAUCAUCCAGAUAUGCUUGCUACUUGCUCGGUUGAUACAUAUGUGCAUAUAUGGGACCUGAGAUGUGCUGGUCAGAGCAGGGAUGAUCCAAGUGGACAGCCUUUACGACCAGCAAAUUCGUUUACAUCUUGGAAUGCUGCCACAACUCAGGUUAAAUAUAACCGUAAAAGCGAAUAUUUGCUGGCAUCGGCUCAUGACAAGGAUGUGAAGAUCUGGGAUAUUCGGAAAGGUGCAAUCCCAGUGACUACUAUUCAAGCUCAUACUAAAAAAAUCUAUGGUAUUGAUUGGAGUCGGCAGAAUGAUCACGAUAUUUAUUGGAACAUUCAUACACCAGAACAAGAAGAAGAAUCCAUCAUGACCAACUCGCCUGUAUGGCGUGCAAGGAAUUCGCCUUUCGGUAACGGUGUCCUUACGAUGCCUCAACGCACUGAAACGACACUCUAUUUGUACAACAGAGACACGCCUACUACUCCAGUUCACCGAUUUGAAGGACAUUGUGAUACGGUCAAAGAGUUCGUGUGGCGGUGGAAAGGCGGCAAUGGCUCAGAUGGUGAUGAUCGAGAGUUCCAGUUGGUGACAUGGUCCAAAGAUCAAUAUCUUCGACUUUGGCCUAUUACUGAAGACAUCAUGAAGUCUGUUGGCCAUAACUUCAGUAGCAAAAAGACAACUUAUCGUGUACCUGCUUCUGCUGUUCGUCCUGAUGGAACCGUGCAAUCUCGAACAUUCCAAAGAAUACCUGAUGAAGUUGAACCCUUGAAUGGUCAGCUGACAUCAUCCUUGUCAGGUCCUGGAUCACGAAAAGACGGCAGCGAACCCAUGUCAGCAAUGAGUCUGUUUCGACCGGGUGGCAUCUCUUCUGGUGGCUAUGAUACCACGGCAAAUGCGUAUCAUGAGCAAAAGUACGCUAUCAACCCGUUGCUAUGGAUGCAAAACGUCAAAACUGUUGGACCACCAACCACUGAGCUGCGGCGCGCGGCCACGACUGAAGCCACUUAUCCGACCGUGGCGGAGGAAAUGUCAACUGUAUUAAGCAAGUAUGCUAGUGCAGGUGUUAAAACGGAAAAGGUAAACGGCGCCUCGCGUACCUGCACUAUUACUCUGCAUGGCCCGUGGUCAGAUACCGGAAGCACAUUUGUCCGCAUUACAAUCCGCUUCAGUGCGCAAUAUCCAGAUAAUAGUCCCCCCGAGUUUGAUAUUCAAAAAAAUAGCAUGAUGUCUAUCUUUUAUCGUGCCCAUAUGUCACAAGAGCUGAACGCUUUGGCAGCAAGUUAUACAUCCCAGAAGCGAUGGUGCCUCGAAGCAUGCAUUCGAUGCUUGCUUGGAGAAAAUCCACAAGAUGACGCCGAUUUAGCUUUAGAAAAGGGCAAGGAGGACAUUUUUGGAAAUGGAAAUCAAACAGGCAACUACUGGAACGGAUCUGGUACUGGUGUAGACAAUGGUGACUCUGAUGACGAGAUAUUCGCCGGUCCGCCAUUCAUGGGAGGCGUCAGUGGUGGAUAUGGCAUGGCAGGCAAACGCGUGAGCGUGCAGAGUGAAAAAGGUAUCGUCGUGGAUAUGUCUUCCAAACAAACCGCAGACGAAAAAGUACCAUUUCCUCGCCUUUGCGGUGGUGUCUUUUCUGGAAGUGGACAACUCGUAUGCUUCUUUUCAACGUUACGUGUACGUGAUUCCAAUCGUGCAAGCCAAAAAGACGCCGCUGAAAAGCAAGAGGCUCGACAGGGCACGAGCCCGACCAGCAAUGCAAGCAACACUGAAUAUUUCGAGAAUACGUACAGCGAUUUCUACAAGCAUCCACGUACAUAUGAACAAUUUGAAGAAUACAAGGAAAUUGCAGCAAUGUCACGGCAAGGGCGAAAUGCGACCGUGCUUGUCGGUGGCACAGGCGGUGCCUUUGGCGAGUAUGCCUACGAUGAUGAUCCGGAUGAUAUAGACGAUGGGUUAACAACGAUGACCUCGCUAUAUUUCAAACCAGAUAGUUUUGCAUUGGCGGGAUCCAUAUCGAACAACGGCAAUCUUUUAUACCGUAAUCCAAAAACAGAUCGCAUUACAUAUAAUGUUCUACUUGUCGAUCUGAAAAGAAUACUACCCUACGACGCUGAUUUGGCUAAAGAAUACAUCUUGACUUUGGGAGAUCCAGUUGCAGCCUGCACGCAUAACGCUGUCGUGUGUCGAAAUCAUGAUCGAUCAGACUUAUCAAAGGUUUGGUCUUUGGCAUCCGAAAUCGUCAAGCAAUGUAUCCCGUUGGAUAAAGAACAAGGAUGGGCUCCCGAACAGACUGAGAUUUUCCAAACGGACGACAAAACCUUGCAUGACAUUAGAAAGAUACUGUACGGACCAGCAACACAACGGACAAAGAAAUCGAGCAAGCGGAUACCAAAGAAACGACGUCAUUUCAUGAGUAUUGGUGAUAUUCAAACUGCUGCUAUGCUCUCCUGUAUAUUCCACAACAGUAAUACCCAAGUGUCGCCAUCCACACGCAAGAACGGACUUUCAGAUCACACUGUUAUGUCAAAUGGGAACAUUGACUCAUCAAAUAUACGAGCACAAUCUCUGGUGAGAACUGGAUCAGGGCCUGUUGCAGUGCUUCCUGGAUCGCCAGAUCGUAUCACGACUUCACAAUUGAGCGCGUCGUAUGGAACACGAGGCGUGAACUUUCUAUCCUAUUUUUGGGAUACUGACCGGCAUACUCCACCUGGCGAAAAGUCUGCGACAGAGAGUAUGCAUGAAUCAUCGACCGCUGGCUACGCCAAACGUAUCACUCGACCCUUCACAAGCACCUUGACCCAACAAAAGAUACCUAGUAAUACUGCCCCGGGCUUACGCAAUUUAUCUACCCAACCAUUGACCCCACCUGCCACCAUGACAACCGCCACUGCUGCCAUAACAACACCGCCACCUUUUACUCCUCCUGCAUCUUCAUCUCAAGCCGUCGUUUCCGACAAAGAAGGGAAGCUUGUUUAUACGGAUGAAAUGACGAUUGAGUUUACGAAUUUGGAAACGUAUGAUGGCGACAAGGCUCUUUCUUACAAUAAUGACGUAUCACUGCUCGAUCCAAAAGACAUUGCUAAGCUCGAUGUCUUACGACUCAACUAUGCGGAUAUGCUGUAUCGUUGGGGCUUACUUGAAAAACGGGCCGAAAUUCUCAAAUUCCUGAGUCGGCCACCUUUUCCUGCAACAGAACGAACAAUGCAGGUUCAAAUACGAUGCUAUAUUUGUGGGUCUGAAAUUGCUGGACGAGAUCGGAUCUGCUAUUCCUGCCGAAAGCUGCGCAAUCAAAUUCGAUGUAGCAUAUGUCACGUACUGGUCAAGGGUAUUCUCAAUUUUUGCAGCAAAUGCGGGCAUGGUGGACACAGCCAGCAUAUCAAGGAUUGGUUUUCACAACACAAAAUUUGCCCGACGGGCUGCGGGUGUGUUUGUCUCAUCGACUCCUCAUCAUAG
Zychaea mexicana is the source of this 3723-nucleotide messenger RNA. RefSeq lists its product as uncharacterized. The transcript has 15 exons. The record is from RefSeq and is a predicted model, not a curated record. The coding region runs from base 1 to 3723 and encodes 1240 amino acids. NCBI's taxonomy places the organism in Eukaryota, Fungi, Mucoromycota, Mucoromycetes, Mucorales, Lichtheimiaceae. Gene Ontology annotation, molecular function: protein binding.